AUGGAGAGGGUUAGUCUUUUUUUCAAAUUUUAUUUUGAAAAAAUACCAUAGUCGUUAGUGAAACGGAUUCAUGCAUAACGUAACGGUUACGUAGUUUUGAACAAUAUUUAUUUUCGGACCAGUUUUCUCUUUUCAGCUUUCCUUUUAAACGUCAUAAUAAACGCACUAAAAUUUCGAUAAACUCCUUUAAUUUUUUUUUCAAGUUUUUUUUUAAAACUCCCAGUGGUCCUUCUUCUGAAACUACUAACGUUUAUUAACCUUUCCAUCAAUUAAAUUAACUUAUUAACUGGAACGUUUCAGAAAAACGAGUCAUCGGUUCGGGAUAAGCCGAUGACGGCUCCGCAGCUCGUCUCUUCCUGCAUCAAGUCAUUCGGUAUGAAUAUUCAUCCCUUUUUUCACUCGUUUUCCUUUCAUAAUCCCUUCUUUUCCUGUAGUAUGAACUCAAUAAUAGAGCCUACGCACUCGUACGUCACGGUUCCCGUUCUCAGAGCCCUCGAAAAAGCAAUAUCCGUAGCACUUCCAUUUUUUUUCGAGAAAAUCAAACAAAAACAAAGAAAAAUUCCAUCGAUGGCCAUAAAACGUAAACAUGCGCAUGUGAUGUUUUAAUGGGUGUGAAUUCGUUUUGUCCCGACUUCCCAUCAAAUUUGCGUUGAAAUCAGCGAGUUGCGGGAAUUGUAUGUGAAAUGCGAAGGCGAAAACUCCUUUGUUCGAAAGAAUUGCGAGAAAAAAGUAUUUUUGUAUCACGGUGAGACUAACAUCGCGUGUCUUACGCAGACUAAAUGCACAGGACGCAUUUUUAAAACACGCGACUUUUUCUUUUUAUAAUUAUUUUUUUAGAUAAACUCAUUUUUUCAACUAAAUGCCAACAUGCUUUUCAGAAAGAAGCGAAAAGCAGCUCGAUGAAGAAUUUUCGCACUCGCUUUUCAUGUCACACCAAUGGCUUCUCGACAGUUUGCAGUUCAUCACUCAAUUCGUCAAUUAUUUUCAGGUUUUUCUCUUUCUUUUUUCUGUUGGAGAUGUGGGAGUUUCUAUUUUCGGACUCUGGCAGCUGAUGAUAUGCGUGCGUAAUAAAUGGUUGCGUCCGCGUGAGCUUUAUAUACACGGAUAUUAAAACCUUGCGAAAAUUGCCGGUUUCCGAGCUAGGAAUCUUCUCUUUGAUAAUAAUAUGUUUGCGAGGCGCUUUUGAGACAAGUUUAGUUGUUUCUGGCGAACGUCUAGGAGUUAUAGGCGGAAAGAAUAGAAAGGAAAAUGUUUUGAAAAAGAGCUUCUUAAAAACCAAAUGAAAUUGGUUCUUCGAAAUUUAUAUUUUUUAGAGCUGAGGAAACUAUUAACUGAAUUGAAAGUGUUAGAGUUCAUAAUAAUUUUUUUAAGCAAUCGUAAUCUUUAAUUCAUAAUCUCUGUUUCUUUAUGAAAACCGUUAUUUAAAAAAAUAUCUUUUUUUCAUGCAAAAAAAUUGAUUUUUUUAUGUUGAGAACUUCGAAAGAUGAUAAUCCGCUUCAAAAACGAAUUAAAUUUUUUUCGACGUCGAAGCCAUUUUUUUGGGCUUUUUUUGAUCUUCCACCUGGCAAAUCUUUUUCCUUCACUGGAAAUUUUUUUGGAUAUUUAUUUGUUUAUUAAUGGCUGUAUUGAGGUUCAAAAAAAGAGAAUUUAUUUUUCCUAGCUUGGAAUUUUAUUGAAGCCGUAUUUAGGGAAGUUAUUUUCAAUAUUUGUUCAUUUUUUUCAAAUCUCAGCAUUUUUUUGAAGGUAAAAUUUCAUUAAUUGAAUAAAAAAACAACUUGAUAUCUCCCGAAGUACACUAAAGUGGCAAAAAAAUGAAGAUUUUACUUGAACUUUUUUUCAAAAAAAUUUCCAAGAAACUGCGGAAUAUUUUAGUUCAUUUUUUUGAAGGGGCCCACUUGAGCCUAAUUUAGAUAUUAUUCCUGUUUCUAGGCUUGAUUAAAAAUUUUUAUACUUCAUGAAAAAGUGUUCAAAAUCGUUUUUUGCCAUAUGACAUGGAAAUUGAAGUAAAAUUGAUGCAAAAAGCCCAAUUUUUAUCGAAAUUAAUUUGUUUUCAUAGGUUGGUUUCUUCCAAAUUUUUUUGGGACGUCAUUAAAAUUGUUAAAGUUUCAUUUUCAGCCAAAAAUGAGUAUAACUUGACCCAUUUCCUAAUUUUUUUAACGGAAAGGGGCUGUAAAAAAAUUAAGCCGAAGGUAUUUUUUUAAUAUUUAACGAGAUGAAUGCAGUUGGAGAAGAAUGAAGAUUUUUCCGAACAAAAUUUUUUUAAUUUUUCUAAUAUUGGCGGAUCAGAGGGCGAUCCAUGUUCAGAACUUUCAAUCAAUACUAUUUUUGGGUAUUUUUUUCUUAUUCUUCAAAUUUUCUGUCUUCCAUUUUACAUAUCCAUAGGCAAAGUCGGGAAGGGUAAAAAAAGGUUUUAUAGAAAUGUUCCUUUUAGGGUGAUAAAGGCUCUUUUUUGCUGCCUUUUUGCGCCAAUUCAAAGGCUUUUACGCACCAUUUUUGCUGCCUCUUCCUUUUUCCACCAUUCUGAGCCUUUGAAAUCCCAGAAGAAAAAAAAUGCAAGGCUCGAUAAAGGGACCUUUUUGCUUCCUCUCUGAUGCCUUUUUCUGCUGCCUUUUUUGAGCUUCUCCCGUUUAACGGUCAUUAUCCACCAUUCCGACUUUGCCCGAGGCUUCAAAACGGAGCAGCUUUCGGUUUCGAAAGUUGACGGAUCAGAAGGCUAUCCAUAGCAAGAAUUUUCAAUAAAUUAUUUUUUAUGACUUCUUUUACUUAAGUUUUCUGGCUCCCAUUUUUCAAAUAAAGUCCCUAAACUUUGAAAAAAAGGGCUUUUCAUCCAAUUUUCGUUCAGGAGACCCGCGACACGGAAGUCCGGGAGGCGAUCUGCACGGCGGUGACUUACUGGAUCCAGCACUUCCCGAUGCACUUCGACGCCCAGCCGCAGGUCUGCGCCCAGGUCGUCCUGCUGCGGACCAUCUCCGACGGCGUCGUCGACGAGUCCAAACGGGAAUCCCUCGACGUGAGCAACCUGCCCUCGUACGCCUGGCUGAGGUCCGUCUCCGUGAGGAAUCCCGUCGCUCGGCAGGUCUCCCUCUCCUUCGAACAAUCCUCUCCCGUCGACAUCUCCACCUCCCUCUCCCACAUCGACUACCGCGUCUUGAGCCGCAUCUCGGUCCGAGUUUCUCGAUUUUUGUCCAAGUUUAGGCUUGAAAAAUGUGUUUUUGUGGGGCUUGAAUCGCACUAUGGUGAUGGUUUGCAGCUAUUGAAGACUUCAGCUUCAGAAGAAAUCUCAAAAAAGUCUUUUUUUGGCGAAAAAAGUUACCUCGAAGAAAAGGUCCGAGUUUCUGUCUUCUUUUCGGAGUUUUUGGCUCACAUAUGCGUCGAUCUUGGCUUAAAACGCCUUAACGCUGCCAUUUUCAGCUUUGAAAGAAGCAUGAAAACCAUCUUUUAACUUGAAAAAGUAUCUCCUGCAAAAAACAGAGUCUUUUGUACUUUCCAGUCAUUUUCCGGCUUUUUGAGCUUCCACUGAGAAGAAAUCUAACCCAUUACGGUCCAGUUUUCGACCUUUUUCAAAGUUUUAGUCUUAUAAAUUGCUUUUAUCCUGACUUGGAACGCUUUGGAGCUGCAAUUGGCGGCUCUGAAAAAUUUUAGUUUCAGAAAAAAAAAGUUGUUUUUGGCCCACAAAGUGCUUUGAUAAUAACUAGGAAAGUCCUGGUGCAGCGAUUUGCAAUUCUUCAAGAUUUCAGUUUCAGCAAAAGGACAAAAAAGCGACUCAAAGCAGUAGGUCGAUAUAGAUUUUUCAAAAAAUGUGAAAACUGUCAACUAAAAAAAAUCUAGGUCCGAUUCCUAGUUCAUCUUUGAUUUUUAAUCUUCAGUUCUUUAUUAAAUCCGGCAUUAUUAUUUGAUUUGCUAAAAUGUAUGCAUUCAUGAUAUAUUAUUCAAAAAUAUGUUAAUCCGCUUUGAAAAAGUUUGCAAAGGAUUUAUCUUUUUUUGGCCUCGAAGCCAUUUUUGGGCGUUUUGAUCUUCUAUUAAAUCCAUUGAAACUCGAUUUUUCUUUUUUGGAAGUUAGGAGCUUUCAAAAAGACAGUUAUAUCAAUAUGGAAAAAAACAAGGUUGAUGACGCCAAAAAGCUUGAAGGUUUUUUUCCUAUAUGCAAACUAAUUUUAAAAAAAUGAUAUAAUCGAAUAUAGACCUCAUAACGUUUUGAAUGAUGAUAGGGAAACUUGUUUUAUUAUUUUGGACCUUACCUUGCUAUCGAGGUUUACAGAAAAGAUUCAAAUUACGCACUUUUGAGAGGUGGAGGCCUCUUCACGACCGCGACGCGUCAAAACUGCUUGAUAUAACACAAAUACAUUCAAAUCUUGACGGCCACGGUCGAGAAAAAUUCAAAAAAGAGAUUGAACAUUAUCCAAAAAUGGCAGGACUCCGGUAAUCGGACGUAUCUGAACAUUUCUAGUGACCCCUUUAGUGUCAUCAGCACUCUUAAGUGACCCCUAGAGUUGCUCAGAAACGUCCGGAAUGUUCGGUUUUUGUGGACGGUUCGAGAAUCGAAAAGAUAGAAUAACUGCUGAUCUCUAUAUAACAUGAUUAUUUAUAAAAAUUUGAAAACAGCACGAUGUGAUAAAAGGAAAUUCUGAUUGUUCGCUUCAAAAUUUGGUUGUAUAUACUACUUUCGAAAAUCCCGGAAAGUAACUUUCAAUCAAAUUAUGGACUCGAAGUUUUCACGGAUUUUAUUUUGAAUAGUAUAUACAAGAUUGAAUUUUUUUAUCAAUUUUUUUACUUCGAGAUAUUAAUGUUUCCCUCAUAUUUACGUCACAUUUUUGACUAUGAAUAGUUUUCAAAAAAAAAACCGUGACCUGUAAGUCUUACGUUUCCGAUAACUUAUAUUUAAAUUUAUCAAAAUAUUUUCAACAAUACUUCCCUCCUUCAUAAAUAUUAUCAUUUAACAAAGAAAUACAUUUUUUUCAGAUAACCGAACUGAAACAGUACGUCAAGGAGGGCAACUUGCGCAGCUGCCCGAUGUUGGAGCGCAGUAUUUCCGUUUUCAACGUAGGUUUCUGGAUGUUCAAGAGUCCAAAUCAAAUCUUUAUCUCCUCUCGUCUCGAUCAAAAAUUGUCUCGUUUUUUUCGAGAAGGUCUUAAAUCUGUCUCAAUCUCGUCUCGUGCAAUCCCUGGUCUAAAUAUAACUGUAAAGGACUUUGAAAGGGAAACGGAAGUUUUUCCAAGCUCCCUUCUUCAUCUUUUCGAAUAAAAGCCUUAUUCUUCUCUGCUUGGAAAGGAUCUUUCCCAUAAAAAAUCUUGAAAAGGGAAUAAAACGAGUGGUCACUUUACUACUGGGUAUUUCCUGAAUUUUGGCGAGAAUAUGCCUUGAUAUACUAGAAAAAGAUUCUGAAAGCCGCAACCUCCAAAAAUUCUUGAUUUUUGAGAAGCAAGGGCUCGAUGCCAUAAUAAAAUGGCCGAUUUUCACGAAUUUUGAGGGUUUUUUUUUGACUUUGAAGAGUUCUUUCUUGAAAACUAAGACUUUUUAAAAGUUUGAGUCUUCAGAAUCUCUUCCUGUACAUCAAGCAGUUUUCUGACCAAUUUCUAUAAAGUUCCCAACCGCAAAGUAGAAAGACCUUCCUUAAAGGUGUCAGUCUUCUUUUUUCUAAAGUUCCGGACUUUUCUCGUAUUCAAGAGUUCAAGAUAACAGAAUAAAUCAAGAAAAAAGAGUGAGUCACCCCGAGAAAAGGUUGUUUUGCGUCUACACUUUUUUCUGCCUGAAUUCGUGUAAUUAUCAGUCAUGACGUCUGUGACUGUUAUUCCAGACUUGUCUUACGUAGAUCUUCAAAAAGGGUAUUUUUGGACGUUUUUUUUUGAGGAGUUGACUCAUAGGGUUACUGUGAUGCUUGAUGAAAAGUUCACUUCGAGUCUUAAAAUUAGAAAAAAAGCUCCAGAAUAAAAAGGCUGACUCACUUGUAGAUCAGAAUUUUCUGAUUGUUAGUAGAGUUGAAAAAAAGUCGGAAACUUCCAGCCUUUUUUUAGAAAAAAAAGCAAAAAAAAUAAAGCCUUUUUUUGGAAAUUGAUGAGGUUUUUCGAUAAAAGGCGCAAAACGAAGCCUGGGGGGUUUAGGAAAAAAAGUCGAAAAAUUCCCAAUUAAAGUCGUCGUUGUCUUCUGAAGAUCGAAAAUCAAAAAUGGAGUCUGCUGGAAAACUGGGGAAAGUUAUUUUUAACGGAUGAUUCGUCAUCUUCAUAAAAAGGCAAAAAUCUUCCAAAAGCUUGUUUUUUGGCCCUUUUGGACUUUGUCCGUGUAAUUCAGGCAGCUGAUCUUUUUUCCCUCUUAAUUUUCGGUUCUGACCUUUGAGAGUCUUUCCAAAAGACAUAUGAAUAAAAGUUGAAACUCUUUAAAAAAGCCUUAUGAUUCAUUUCAGAACCUGUCCAACUGGGUCCAGUGCAUGAUUUUGAGCAAAGCGACGCCGAAAGAACGGUCCGAAGUACUGACCAAGUUCGUCCAUGUCGCCAAGGUUCAUCUCCUUGAAGAUUAGAAGAUGAAUUUGUCUUCAGCACUUGCGGAAGAUGAACAAUUUCAACACGCUGAUGUCGGUGGUCGGCGGCGUCAGCCACAGCACCAUCUCCAGACUUCUUAAAACUCACGCCCUUUUGUCGAAUGACAUCAAGAAGGUCGGGUUAUUCAAAAAAUCAGUGGAUAACACUCUUUUUUCAAACUCCAGAGUCCAUACAGGAAUUAAGGAAAGAACAGGCACUAUAGGGGACAAAAAAGUGCUCCCUAAAGGGGUAAAUCUAGGUAAUCCAGGUUGUCCCUCUAGGGGUUUGAUGUCUGACUUCUUAGCCUCAAAAGGUCAAUUUGUUCCACUCUUAGGAACUCCAGAGGUCCCUGGAGGGGUUGGAAAACUAAGCAGCCACUAUAGGGGACGAAAAGUGCUCCCUAGAGGGGUAAAAUCUAUGGGGUCCCUAUAGGGGUUUGAGGUCCGAACCAAUCGACCAAAUUUCUCUUCAAGACCUUUGUUUUUUUGUUGUCUUUUUCGCAGUUCUAUAGAGAAAACGCGCGAAGAACGCUGUGGUUACAUUUUUUUCUGAUGUGCUUUUAAAAUUUUCCGCGCUUAACACUAAAAAAAACCCUUUGAAGUGUGAUUUUUUUUUAGAUAGAUGAUCAAGUUUUUCUUCUAUUUUUUUUAAUGAAUUUUCCAUAAUUUUUGCUUUUUUGAGGUCUUUUUUGCUGCUUCAAACUCACAGAGCAUAUUUAAAAUCGUGGAAUUAUUCAAAAGUAUUAAAAAAACGUGAAAUUUGAAAAAAAAAAAUUGAAAAAAAACAUCGUAAGCUCAAAUUUGUCAGCAAAAAUGCUUGAGUCAAUGAAACCAAAAAUGCUUGAAUCAAUGAAACCGCAAUUUCAAAGUGAAAUCUUUGUUUAAUCUUCAAAAAAAAACGUUAACUAUGUUUUUUUCAGGAUCUGAACCAACUGACGUGUCUUCUCUCCACUCAACACAACUUUAGCGAAUAUCGAAAAUGUCUGGAAUCUUUGGGCGGCAAAUUUUGCAUUCCCAUCAUGUUCGUUUAGAAUUGAUUUCAUACCAAAGUAAAAAAAUACUAAUUUAAAAGGUAUUUCGCAAAUUUUCGCUGUUUUUUGAGUCGAAGUUUUACUUUAUACUCAUUUAUCCUCCGAUUUCCAUUUUUCUGAUGCUUUAAAAAGUCACUUUACAGUUUUGAAAAAUUUAUUUUUAAAUGGGACAGAGCUUCGAUAAGAUUGAUCAAGUACCGCGUAAAGAUUUUUGAAAAAACAAAAGUUUAUUAACUAUUUUUUUGGCUAUUGUACAAAAAAAUUUGAAGCAUUUUUUUGAAAAAGUCGGUCGGUUUUUAAAGAUAGUUUUUAAAUCGAAGCUUUUUUUGAAAAUUAUCAAGGUUUUAAUGGUUUCAAUUUUUUUGUUUAUGUUUAUAAUUUAUGUUUAUAUUUAUAAUUUAUUUGAAUAGUUUAUGACAUAAUUUUCCCAAAAAAAUUAUGACUAAACUUUCUUAAAAUUCUUUUUUUCCUGCAUUUUUUUCUAUUUUUUUCGCCGAAAAAAAUGCUUUCAAAUUAUAUAAAAAAACUAUUUUACACAAACUUAUUUCAAUUUAAGAUUGCAUAAAAAAACUUGACGAUUAAGUCAAAAAAACCAUUUUUUUACAGCCGAUAUUUGAUUUUUUUAAAAUUUUCAAACGAACGAAAAUUGAGAACUCUACACUUUUUAGAGACGCAAAAAAAUUUGAAACUGGAAAAAAAUUUCAAAAAUUCAAAAAACCGACCGAACCAACUGAAUUUUCCAGUUAAACAAAACGAUUUUUUUCAUAUAUUUUCUACUCUUUUAUAAAACAUUUUUUGUUGGCUAAUAUACAGAGUUUUAAUUUCCAGGGGCGUUCAUUUGAAAGAUUUGGUAGCGGCUCACUGUGCGGGUAUCGAUUUCGACAAAACCAAGACCAUUACUAGGAAAAGGUGCGUUUAAACCGACCGAACAGAAAAGGAGAUUCAAAUUUCUAGUAGUUUCGCGUUGCAAGUACAUAGUCCGUUCGCCACUACUUGAAAGAUUUCUCUGCGCCCUCUUUCUCUCUAGGCGACACUCUCCCGUUCGCGUGCUGUUUCCAUGUUUCUCUCAACUCGCCGGUGAGGGAACAGAGAGACGCAGACAGGCAGAAAGUUUCAAGUCGCCGCGAGAAGGAUAUAUAGCUGAUUCACGGCUGGCUUUGAAAAAAGGGUCCUUACACGAUAAUAAGAAGAUAGUGCCUGGUUUGUGGAGAGCCCAGACAGACCACGCCUUCUCAACGUCUCAAGUUAUAUAGACGAUUCACGGCUAGCUUGGGACGCAAAAAGGCGUGGCCUGUCUGCACUCUCCACCAACCAGGGCACUGUCUCGUCUCUUUUCGUGGCAGGACCCUUUUCUUGAUGGCUCAAGCCAGCCGUGAAUAAGCUAUACAAAUGAAAUUUCAUUAUUUGAUUUUUGUAUGUCGGGAUAGAGAAAGAUUGACACAGUAAAGAAACUGGAUAAAUAAGACCUUUUAAAAUCCGGCUGAAACAGUUUUCAAGAGAUUUUCGAUUUUCACUGAAAUUUGUUUUCAGAGUGAUAAAACUGGCUCAACUUUUAUCGAAUUUUUUGGUUUUUAACCAACGACAUCAUCAGUUUCCCGACCCGAACGUCGAUCUGAUCAAUACUCUCAAGGUUUCUUUUUGGGGGGAUAUGAAUAACAAGAGAUGCUUUUUUUGAAGUGGAAACAUAAAUUUUUAAAUUUUUUUAUUUAAGUGAAAAAGUAUUUCUUACCACUGGAGAGAAAGAUGAAGAGGGAUAGGGAUUUACUGAAAAAAAUUAAAAAAAUUUUGCUGGGUUUUUCGAAAAAAAUUUGAAGUUAUAUGGCUUGUAGUGACAAAAAAAUUUCUGGAAAAAAAGUUUUUUUAAAAUUUUUUUAGUUCAAACUUGUAAAUAACGGUCUCUACUGUAUUUGAGGCAACAAAUAAGGAAAGAAUGUCUGAACCUCUCCUUUUUUGAUGGUACGACAAAAUCUCAAGUCCGCAAAUCUCGAGGACCGUAAUCUUGUGUACGCAGAUCUAAAGUCCCAUAAUCUUGGAAACCAAAAUCUUGGAGACCAAAAUCUUGGAGACCACAAUCUUGGAAAGUAAAAAUCAACGCUUUUGCGAAUAGAUUUUUAUCAGAAAUUAUAUUCGGUGAUUCAAACAAGUGAAUAUAAGUAGAUAAAGUGCAAUGAAGAAAACUAAAAAGAAAGAUUUUUGCUUUCCAAGAUUUUGGUUUCCAAGAUUAUGGGACUUUAGAUCUGCGUACACAAGAUUACGGUCCUCGAGAUUUGCGGACUUGAGGUUUUGUCGUACCAUCUCUUUUUUCGCACUAUUUCGUUAAUAACAUCCUUUUUUCGUCCGUCUUCUCAAGCUGAAUAAACUGGAGCCAGUUCUUCUUGAGACUUUUUUCAGUCAAAAUUACUGAAUUUCUCUUAUAAAAAAUAAUUUUUUUCAACUUUGAGAACCUUUUUCAAAAAAAUAGUUAAAAAAUUGGAUCAAAUGGAUCAAAUUGAUUAAAUUUAGGUCUCCUUGGACAUUCGAUACAAUGAAAACGACAUUUAUGAACUAUCUUUGCGACGGGAACCCAAGACUUUUAUGAACGUUGGUUUUUUAAAAUUUCGAUUUUAAGUUUUCAGGGAUGAGCUAUAGAAAACAUAGAAAAAUUUGUAAAAAAAUGGCUGAUUUUUUUAAAGUUUCAACUACAUUUCCAAGAAUAUCAUGCUUUUUUUGAUUUUUUUAUAGCUGCCUAGUAAUAAUUCUACACGAAAAUGAUAAAACAUCGAACAGAAGCUUGUCACUUUUUUUCAAAAUUUUUCAAGUCAACUGUUAAAAUUCAAAAAAAUAAAAUAUAUAUUUGAAUUCAGUUCGAAACCACCUCGAAAGGAGUCGUUUUCGCAGAAUGGGCCUCCGGAGUUUCUGUGAUUCCAGAUUCGGCUACCGUAUCCAAACACAUCUCGGCAAUGGUCGACGCGGUCGGUUUUUGUUAGUGGAUAGCGGGAUAUUAAAGGCGCAUGUUCAAUUGGUCAUGAGACGAAUCGAUUUCUCAUCUUGAAAAAACGCAGUUUUUCGGUUUCUCUUUUUUUUUAAAGCACAUGCUGUGUUCAAAAAAAUUUCGCGUAGUUCAAAAUAAGCGCCCAGAGAAUAAGAAAGAAAAGUCGUCAAAAAAGGCCGAGUCAAGGCUAAAAAUUCGAUUUGAACCGUAACAUUACGGUUACACGGCGUUAGUAAAUUACUGCAUUAUUCUUAUUUUCAAUGCAAUUCGAACUCUACUAUGAAUAGUGCUGAUAAAUCUUGCGCGAUUUUUGUUUUUUUUAAAGGAGCAUGAACGGAAUAGAUAAGGGUCUCGCAGCGAAAAGUCUGUUUUUUUAGGUUUGAAAAUAAUUCAAUAUUCAUGUCUUUAAGAAAAACAGCAAACUAAUUUCAUUGUUACUGUCAAAUAAUAUAGCCGAUUCCCGACUCCAAAGGGACGUGGCGUGUCUGCGCUCUCCAACAAUCAGGCGCUAUCUCUUUUAUUAUCUUGUCAGGACCCUUUUUUUCGAUGGGCUCAAGACAGCCGUGCAUCAGCUGUAUUAGAGACUGAAAAAAACGAUCUGUCUUGAAUUUUAUUCAUUCAAAAAAAUUAGUGAAACUUGAUUAUUUUUUUCCAGGAUUAUCGAAAAUUCCACUUUAAAGAAAAAAAUCAUUGAAAAUAAUUUUUUUAGAUAGCAGAUUUCUGAAAAAAACUCUUCAAAUCUUUGAGAAAACAUGCUUUCAAUCACGUUUUUAAAAAUUUUCUCAAAGUUGACUUAAAGCCAAAUUUAGUGUACGUCUCAAGAAACCGAAGGUUCUUAAAAUUCACCGAUUUCAUCGCAAUUUCACUAUCAAGAUGUAAUUCCAGGUCUUCAAACACUACGACCACGACCGCGACGGCUACAUCUCCCAGGCGGAAUUCAGACAAAUUGCCGGCAAUUUUCCGUUCAUCGACGCGUUCGUCGACAUCGACUCGGACCACGACGGACAAAUCUCCAAGGAGGAGCUCAAGGCCUACUUCAUGCACGCCAACAAGGAUUCCCUCGCCCUGCGUCGCGGCUUCAAACACAACUUCCACGAGACGACUUUCCUCGCCCCGACCACCUGUAGUCAUUGCUCGAAAUUGGUGAGGGGGAUCUACUUUUUUGAAACGAUUGUGCUGUAUUCAUUUCAAACAAGUCUGACUCUGUUUUUCGCGAUUAGAGAUUGCUCUUUUUCUCUGCGCACUCACUGUCUCCAGGCGACCCUCUCUUGUUGAAGCGCUAUUUUCAAGCUGUUCUGAUCUACAUUUUGGUAUUUCUGUUUGCAAUUCAUCAACAACAAGCUUUUAUAGUCCGUUUCUUGCGACUUGAAAGGCCGGGACUUCUCUGCGCUCUCCUCGUCUCUAGGCCACCCUCUCUUGUUGACGCACUAUUUUCAAGUUUCUCUGACCUCCCCGGUGAGGGAACAGAGAGACGCAAACACUCGAAAACUGCAAAGUCGCGGCGAAUGGACUAUAACAGAGAAUCAACUGAAUAGAAAAAUAAUUUUGAAAAUCGGACAGAAAUCCUUCUUCUCUGAGCUUGAAGGAAAUGAGCAGAAUUUUCGAACUUUUGGCAAUCCCUUUUACAAAUAUUGAGUUGUCAAAAGAAAAAAAUCGCUUCGAAAAAGGAAAAAUUAAUUUUUAUAUUCCGGUUUUCAUCAAUCCUAUAAAGAUGAAAAAGUUCUACUUUCUUUUUAAUUCGUUUUGUUUUUUUAUUUCAAAAAGGCAUCAAUUUGAAAAAAUGUUUAUUUUUUUUUGGUUUUUCUUGGCUGUGAAAUCGAAAAAAAGUUUUUCUACAGUAUAAUUUUUUUCUCAAACUUGUUUUGGAGUAUUGAAUCGAUUAUUCAUAAAGUGAAAUUGUGAGAUAGAGGGAAAAUAAAAAUAACCCUCAAGCUCAAAAAAAUUUCAGAGUGAAAAAAGAGAAUUUUAAUGGGAAAAAAAUCAAGGUUUUUGGAUUGGAUAAAAAUUAAAAUAUAGCUCUCAAUUUUUGUUGUGGAGUUCUUUUUCGAGGUCUCCUCUCUAAAACACUCAACUUUCCAUUUCAGCUCUGGGGAAUCCUCCGUCAAGGCUUUAAAUGUAAAGAUUGUGGAUUGGCUGUUCAUAACUCCUGCAAAGCCAACGCCGUGGCCGAGUGUAGAAGGUUUUGAAAAAGUCUCCAGAAUUCGGAAGAAAAAACGUAUAUUUUGAAGGAAAAGCAGCGGUGGACUGACGCGUGCUGCAGAAUGGCUCGCUUCUCCGCGGGGCAGCGUCCGGAACAAGUUGUUCUCCACCUGCAAGUCAGUAGAACUCUUUAUGGGUAGGGAGCGCGAAGCCCCACCUCUUCACGUCACCAAAAUGACGAUUUUUUUUGUUGCAAAAACGGUUUUGAGGCGUUUCUACUAACUAAAGUUACACCUUAAAAAUAAACUGUUUCUGAUAACCUAUGUAAUCGACAACGCUCUACAAGAUGAAUAUCUUUGAAGCUAUGUAUUUUUCAUAAAAAAAGUGAAAAAGUAAGAUUUAACUCGAAAAAAACUGACAAGUUUCACAAAACCGUCGCGUUUCAGAAAUGCAAGUGAGGAACGCUUCUAAAUUUUGAGUAUUAUGGGAUUAAUAGCAAUUUCUUUAAAUAUCGGUUCUGACCCUAAAGUAUUCACUAUGAUCAGAAUUUUUCAUGAAAAUCAUGGAAAUUGAAUAGAUUGAAUGCAGAAAAAUUUGUGAAAAAAAAGAUAAAUAGACCAAUAACUUGUUCAAGUACUUCGGAUGAUGACUUUACCGAAGUUUGGAAACAAGUAUGUUCCAAGUAGAAAUCUUUUUGAAGUUAAAUUAUUCGAUUAAUGAUUUUGAUAACAGUUUUUCCCUAUAUUAGGGCAAAAUUUCAAAAUUAGGACCAAAAAUAAAUGAAGAACUGAAUAAUGACAUGAACUGUUUGCAGACGUGGUGCAAGGUUUCGUACGGUGUCUGCGGUCUCGACGACGCCUUCUUCGUCGCCCGAACCUGCCCCAGUGUCACCGCCUCCGUGCACGUCCUCGUCGUCUCGAUUGCGUCUUCCGAACGUCCGAAAUCUCCGCGCACAGUCGGAAACUGCCGAGUGCUAGUGAGUUUUCGAAAGGACAUGACUAGGGGGAGGAUUAAUUUGAGGAAAAAUUGUAUUCUAAAGGAGCAUGGAACGGAUUAGAAAUUAUUUUUGCGCUGAAGAUUCGACUUUGUGACAGCGAAAACCAAAGCAACAAAAAAUCGUCUAUUUGUGAGUGAAAGGUGAACGAUGUAGCAUACUUGCCCGUCUACCCGAUUUUUCAAACGCUGUUCUUUUCUUCAUAUAGAGACUAUAGUUUCGAAAAUUGACCGUUCGACCGACCGUUCGACCAAUAUUUUUUCAACAUGUCAUAAUAAAUGGUCAUUGGUCGAACGGUUGGAGUUUCAAAAUUUCAACAUGUCACUUCAGAGUGACAUGUUGGUUUUUGACUGUUCGAAAUGUCACUAUUAAAAUGGUCGGUCGGUUUCGUAAAUUUCAUAAAUUGGUCGGUCAAACGAACGGUCAGAAAAAUGACAUGUUAUAACCGUUCGAAAAACUGAACGGGAAAACCAGUUGAACGGUCUAAUUUUAGAACACUAAUAGAGACGCUUUACUAUUUAUAAAUAUUAUUAUUUGUAAUCCAAGAGUUUUUUUGGCGAAUCCUCAAACCAAACGAAUUCGGCUUCUUUGUUGAAAGGAACAGUUGAACAAGUUUCCCGUUUUUUUGAAAUUUUUUUGAGAAAAAUGACCUUAAUUGGACUAUUCAAAGAAGUUUCAUUUGUUCGAUUCAUCUGAAAAUAAAUUUCAAAAACUCGAGGAUCUAACCAAAAUGAUUUUUUUCCCAGCAAAUCUUCGGCCUGCUCCAUCACCCCCGAUGAAGAAAUGGGCCUGGUCAGUCUCGCCUGCGAAGAAGUCUUCGAAGAUGAUCUCAACGACGCUUCAUAA
Caenorhabditis auriculariae is the source of this 14492-nucleotide messenger RNA. Lineage: Eukaryota; Metazoa; Nematoda; Chromadorea; Rhabditida; Rhabditidae. The record is from the annotation of a GenBank genome assembly.